This is a messenger RNA of Acanthopagrus latus (yellowfin seabream), 5820 nucleotides long. RefSeq names its product drosha ribonuclease III (gene drosha). The record is from RefSeq and is a predicted model, not a curated record. Lineage: Eukaryota; Metazoa; Chordata; Actinopteri; Spariformes; Sparidae. Gene Ontology annotation, biological process: regulation of gene expression; primary miRNA processing; pre-miRNA processing. The transcript is spliced from 32 exons. The coding region runs from base 290 to 4393 and encodes 1367 amino acids. Gene Ontology annotation, molecular function: double-stranded RNA binding; ribonuclease III activity. Gene Ontology annotation, cellular component: nucleus.
GUUGAUGGGAUGCUGCUGCAACUACACGUAAAAGAUUAACUGACGAUUAAUAAUGUCAGUUGAGUAUUUUGUGUUACAUUGCUUCGUGCAUUCGUUCAUUUAGGUGUAUCUGUGGGAUUUCACAAGUGAGGCGCGUAUGAAACACUACAACAAUUACAAAUUACUUCUGAAUAUUAGCAUGUAAAACCUUGACACCAUUCAGGGAAAUGCAUUUGUCUAACUUAACCCAAACACGUCAACCUGCGCACAGCCCAGAGUCCAGCUACUCGUGUAUACCACUCAUGACCUAAUGAGAGGCCUGACCUCAGGUGGAGAAGUCAUGUCCUUCCAUCAGGAUCGAGGGGGUCCCAGAGGAGGAAUGCCCCCGGGUCAGCACGGCUCACCUCAAAACUACCGACCCACCAACCUGAGGCCGCCUCCUCCGCAGCCUCCCGUUCCCCAGUACCACUACGACCCUCAGACUCCUCCCGGUUCAAGCUACCAUGGAAACAGCGGCUACAUGCCUUCGCACUCCGACUUCAUGCAGUACCCUCCACCAGCGGCGUCCCAGACACCCAGUCCUCUGAACCAGUGCCCGGUGCGCCCACCGUUCCCGAAGCCCCCCGGCCGGCAGGGCUUCCCUGAACCCCCGCCUAACUUUCCACCUCCUCCCCUCCCCGGCUCUACAGGCAGUCCCACACAAGGCUCCCAGCUGUCUGCUCAGAAUGCCUACCACCCCUACAUGAUGCCUCCCGUGCCCCCACCGGCAUUACCACACCCGGCCAUGCCUCCACCGAUCGCCUCUCAAUCUAUGAGCUACCACUCUCCGUACUCCAUGAACUACCCCCAUCCUCCUCACCCUCCCUUCCCUCCCCCGCCCUUCAACACCGGCUACACUCAGAGCCCGAGCACAUUCAAACCCGACCACACCUUCAGGCACGGCGGGCAGUACAAGUAUGAGAAGCCCAUGGACAGCAGGAGGUCUCCAGAAAGGGGCUAUCGCCACGAUGACCACCGGCAGAAGGGUUACAGCUACGGCAGUCACAGUGAGAAGCAUAAAAUGGAUUUUUCCGGAGAGAGUAAGAACCGCGGGAGGAGUCCGGACAGGCGUGGCAGGCCGGAGGGAGGACGGUACAGGUCUGAGUACGACAGAGGCCGGACUCCACCCAGACACAGGAGCAGAGAUCGCAGCAGGGAGAGGUCAUAUCGUCACAGAGACAGUCGGAGGUCCCAGUCGCCCGACAGGCACAGAAAAAGGCCUCGAAGUCGGUCCUCGAGCAGAGACAGGAAACGUGGCCGCUGGGAGGAGGAGCGCGACAGGAGGUCAGAGAGCUCCUCCGGCCAGAGCAGGGAGCGCAGCUACUCCUCCAUGAGGACCAGAGACUCUGAGGAGUCCUUCGCUGACCGGGAGCGAGAGCGGGAGAGGGAACGGGAACGAGACCGAGAGAAGGAGAAGGAGAAAGAAAAAGAGAAGUUGGAUGAGGAGAAGGAGGAAGAAGAGCUGCUGAAACCCGCCUGGAUCCGCUGCACGCAUGCAGAGAACUACUACUCCAACGACCCCAUGGACCAAGUGGGCGACUCUACGGUGGUCGGGACCAGUAAACUGCGGGACCUGUACGAACGCUUUGAGGAGGAGCUGGGGAGGAGACAGGCGCGAGCGAAGGAGGCUCGACCGCAGUGGGAGCCGCCCAAGACCAAACUGGACGAGGAUCCAGACGACAGCAGCAGUGAGUCAGACUGUGAGUCAGACGCUGAAGGGAGCACCUGCUCCAGCAGCUCUGACUCAGAGGUUUUUGAUGUCAUCGCCGAGAUCAAGAGGAAGAAAGCUCAUCCUGACCGCCUGCACGAGGAGCUGUGGUACAAUGACCCGGGGCAGAUGAAUGAUGGCCCCCUGUGUAAGUGCAGUGCCAAGGCCAGACGUACAGGGAUCCGCCACAGCAUCUACCCGGGGGAGGAGCCUGUGAAACAGUGUCGACUGAUGAACAACAACGCAGGAAAACUGUUUCACUACAGGAUCACCGUGUCUCCGCCCACAAACUUCCUGACCGACAGGCCGACGGUGAUCGAGUACGAUGACCAUGAGUAUCUGUUUGAAGGCUUCUCUCUCUUCUCCCACACACCUCUCACCAACAUUCCAUUGUGCCGUGUGAUCCGCUUCAACAUAGAUUACACCAUUCACUUCAUAGAGGAGAUGACACCGGAGAACUACUGUGUCCGAGGCCUGGAGCUGUUCGCCGCCUUCUUGUUCCAGGACAUUCUCGAGCUGUAUGACUGGAACCUGAAAGGUCCUGAGUGGGACAGUGAGACCUCUGGAUGCCCGCAGUUCCAUUUCAUGCCCCGUUUUGUACGAUUCCUGCCUGAUGGCGGGAAGGAGGUGCUGUCCAUGCAUCAGGUGCUGCUGUACCUGCUGCACAGCAGCAAGCCGCUGGUCCCCGAGGAGGAGAUUGCAGACAUGCUGCAGUGGGAGGAGCUGGAGUGGCAGAAAUACGCGGAGGAGUGCAAGGGCAUGAUCGUCACCAACCCGGGCAUGAAACCCAGCUCGGUGCGUAUCGACCAACUGGACAGGGAACAGUUCAACCCAGACGUCAUCACCUUCCCCAUCAUCGUUCAUUUUGGGAUCCGGCCUGCUCAGCUCAGCUACGCCGGAGACCCUCAGUACCAGAAGCUGUGGAAGAGCUACGUGAAACUACGCCACCUGCUGGCCAACAGCCCCAAGGUCAAGCAGAUUGACAAGCAGAAGCUGACGCAGAGAGAGGAAGCCCUUCAGAAGAUCCGUCAGAAGAACACCAUGCGCCGUGAGGUGACAGUGGAGCUCAGCAGUCAGGGCUUCUGGAAGACUGGCAUCCGCUCCGACGUCUGUCAGCACGCCAUGAUGCUGCCUGUUCUCACCCAUCACAUCCGGUACCACCAGUGUCUGAUGCACCUGGAUAAGCUCAUCGGCUAUGUCUUCAAGGAGCGCUGCCUCCUUCAGCUCGCCAUGACUCACCCCAGUCACCACCUCAACUUUGGCAUGAAUCCCGAUCACGCCCGCAACUCCCUCUCCAACUGCGGCAUCCGCCAGCCGAAGUACGGAGACAGGAAGGUCCACCACAUGUACAUGAGGAAGAAAGGAAUCAACACAUUGAUUAACAUCAUGUCUCGUCUGGGGCAGGAUGACCCCUCCCCUUCGAGGAUCAAUCACAACGAGAGACUGGAGUUCCUGGGCGAUGCCGUCGUCGAGUUCCUCACCAGCGUCCACUUGUACUACCUGUUCCCCAGUCUGGAGGAGGGCGGCCUGGCCACGUACAGAACAGCCAUCGUACAGAACCAGCACUUAGCCAUGCUGGCCAAGAAACUGGAGUUGGAUCGCUUCAUGCUUUACGCUCACGGACCCGAUCUGUGCCGGGAGUCGGACCUGCGACACGCCAUGGCCAACUGCUUUGAGGCUCUUAUCGGCGCUGUGUAUUUAGAAGGCGGCUUGGAGGAGUCACGGCAGCUCUUUGGUCGACUGCUCUUCAAUGGCGAGAAUCUGCGGGAGGUCUGGCUCAACUAUCCAUCGCACCCCCUGCAGGUCCAGGAGCCUCAGACGGACCGGCAGCUCAUCGAGACGUCUCCAGUCCUUCAGAAACUAACCAGCUUUGAGGACUCUAUCGGCGUUCUGUUCACACACGUGCGUCUUCUGGCCAGAGCCUUCACCUUGAGGACUGUGGGCUUCAACCACCUCACCCUCGGCCACAACCAGAGGAUGGAGUUCCUGGGAGACUCGAUCAUGCAGCUGGUGGCCACAGAGUACCUCUUCAUCCACUUCCCCGACCACCACGAAGGACAUUUAACACUUCUCCGCAGCUCGCUGGUGAACAACCGCACGCAGGCCAAAGUGGCGGAGGAGCUGGGCAUGCAGGAGUUCGCCAUCACCAACGACAAAACCAAACGACCCGUCGCGCUGAGGACGAAGACUCUGGCCGACUUACUGGAGUCUUUCAUCGCGGCUCUCUACAUUGAUAAAGAUCUGGAGUAUGUGCACACCUUCAUGAACGUCUGCUUUUUCCCCCGACUGAAGGAGUUCAUUCUGAACCAGGACUGGAAUGACCCCAAGUCUCAGCUGCAGCAGUGCUGCCUGACCCUGAGAACGGAGGGCAAAGAGCCCGACAUCCCGCUGUACAAGACCCUGCAGACAGUCGGGCCCUCGCACGCUCGCACCUACACGGUCGCCGUGUAUUUCAAAGGGGAGCGAAUCGGCUGUGGCAAAGGCCCAAGCAUCCAACAGGCGGAAAUGGGAGCUGCGAUGGAUGCGCUUGAAAAAUAUAACUUCCCACAGAUGGCUCAUCAGAAGCGCUUCAUCGAGCGGAAAUACAGACAGGAGCUGAAGGAGAUGAGACGAGAGCGGGAGCGGCAGGAGAAGGAGACCGACGAGCCGGAGGAAUGCAGGAAGUGACAGAAGCUUUUCUUGUUUUGGGACGGAGGAGGAGGCCGAUCAGGACCGGCAUCCACGUCAGCAGAGAUGCUGCUGGUUGAUGAUGGUGAAGGUGUGAUAGUUUUAUAAACAGGUGAUUGUCGCACAUGAACACGGGCGGGACGCAGGCGCGGAAUAACUCGUUUGUGUUUUUGACUUUUUAACCCACAGAUUUCAGGUGAUGUUAGUGGGGUUUUUUUUUUGUCCGCAAUUUUAAAAGUUAAAGGUGCAUCAUGUAAGAAUUGUUAGCUUACGACACUCGAAGCUCAACUAAAACCAUCAUGAGACUGAAGAAACAAUAGUGUUAAUGUUGCGUCAUGCUAACCAGCUGCACUGUACCAACGCUCACCUGUCGCUCCUGCAGCUUGAAGUCCAGGCAGAGCCUGCUAGCUGCACUGCUAACUGAGCAAACUAAGCUAACAGCAGCUACAGUGAGCGACAGUUAGCGAUUACACAGGUGAUUUGCUACCCAAGUCUCACAUAUUGCACCUUUUUAAAGGGAGAUGUUCACCCAAACAAUGAAAAUUCAGUCACUUCAAUCAACUUCAGGUAAAGUUUCAGCGUCUACAAAACAUUUCUGGAGCUUCGCAGCAGAACGGUGUCGCAUUAUUCUCCUGAACAACUGAACGAGCCGGAGACUUGAUUUAAAAACAAACUCAUCCUGCGUGUUCCAAGUCUCCAAACUGAUGUGAAAAGAUGGUUUUUACUCCCUUUAUUAAAGCCGAAAUCUUCACCGUAGCUGCUAAGCUAAAAGAGUUAGCAUUGUUUAAGUGUGUGAGUGUAUGUGAGGAGCCAUCUUUGACCAGCAGACCAUCAAAAUCCACAGCGGGGUUGAGUGAAUCAUGGAAGCAACGUUCUUCUUCUCGGGACCUUUUUGGUCCAUUUUCACUCGUCUCUUGCAUCUUUUCCCCUGCUGUAAACUGAGAUACUCGCAUUUUGUUCGGGAGAUGAAUCAGGAGGUCAGCGGGCGAAAGCAUCAAACAGGAGCGUUUGUGAAAAUCAUGAAUGUCGGCGGAUGUUUUUGGGAGGCCGAGCUGUUUGGAGCCGUUUUGGUCCAGUUGUUCUGGAGAACGCUGCAGCACUGUUCAGCUGUGAAGCUCCUGAACUUCAGUUCUGUAGGUGAGUAAACAAAGACUGAAUUUUCAUUAUUAUGGGGAGUCCAACAGCGUGAGAAGUGAUUGUGUUGUUUUUAUGCUGUUUAGUUGUGUAGCACUGGUGGCCUUAUGUUGUUUCAUUUGUUUGUUUCACCGUUUUAAAAAAGUAAAUAAAUAAAUAAAUAUUGAGUUAAUGAUCCAGAAAGUCCCAACAGGAGCUCACGUUACUGUCGCGUGUUUUUUAACAGAGAGUGAAAUGUGAAAUCAACCAUCCGAGUUCUUAUUGUAAAUAAAGUUUGAGAUUGUGUUCCAGUC